Messenger RNA from Pyricularia pennisetigena, 957 nucleotides. RefSeq lists its product as uncharacterized. Gene Ontology annotation, biological process: spindle assembly. The record is from RefSeq and is a predicted model, not a curated record. The transcript has a single exon. NCBI's taxonomy places the organism in Eukaryota, Fungi, Ascomycota, Sordariomycetes, Magnaporthales, Pyriculariaceae. Bases 1 to 957 code for a protein of 318 amino acids. Gene Ontology annotation, cellular component: HAUS complex; cytosol.
AUGUCCCACCUCGCCUCAAACGCAGCAAUCUUCUCCCCCUCGGUCGCCCGCGCCGCCGCCUCGACUGCAAAGGACUGGUCGUUUGUCGACGCCUGGCUGGCCUCCAAGUUCCGCCCGCGGCCACCGCCGCCCUUUGAGCGCAACCCGGACACGCUCCGCGCCCUGCUCGCCCUGGCGACCCUCAACGAGUCGGCCGACGACCAGCGCCGCCUGCUCGACCGCGUGGAGCGCUCCGCCCUGGCCGAGGUGGAGGGAUCGGCACCGUCGACCUCGCCGCGCGGGCUACAGGACCGAUACGGUGGAGCCUCCGCCGCCGACGGCACCGACGGCACCGACGUCGACAACGUCCGCGACGCCCUCCUCGCCGCCCUCGAAGCCUCCCUCACCCGCGACGGCCACGCUGCCCUCGACGCCAUGGCCGCCGCCUCUGCAGAACUUGGUCUCGCAUCGCCGACGCCGGCAGCCAUCUCGGCGUCGCUUGUCGCCGUGGCCUCGCAGACGGCCGAUGUCAAGGCCGACGCAGGCCGCGUGGCCACGCUCCGGCGACACGUCGACGCACAGAUCGCCGAGGCCGAGUCGCUGGCGGCCGAGGUCCAGGGCCCCGCAUACCGGCCGCCCGCCGACCUGGCCAAGCUGAACCUCGACACGCAGCGGCGCAUCAGGGGUCUCGAGGCAAAGGUUCCUGAGCUCCGCGACCGCGCCGCCGCCCUGGCCGCCGGCGUGCCGAGUUUGACGGUGGAGCAGGUGCGCGCAGAGGAGGAGGCCUACCUGGCCCUCUUGCAGCAGAAGAAGGAGCUCGACGCCCGCGUCAGGGUGUUUCAGGGCCUCCCGCCUGAUACCGCACAAGCCAGGCGCGAGCUUGAAAGCCGUCGCGCUGAGCUGCAGCGGUUGACGCAACGCCGUGAUGCUGUGUUUGAAGGCCUGGUCGAACGAGAGACGCCACGCAAGCCUCGCUGA